AUGGGAAAAGGAAAAUUGAAGGCUGCUUUGAAGCACCAAAAAGAACAAGAGGCUGCUUCCAAGCCUAAGGUUAAGGACCAAAAGCCAAAGAAGGAGGUUGCUGCUCCAGUUGAGGAAUCAGAGAGCGAUGAAGAGGUUGAAGAGGACAUCGCGGAUCUUCCCAACGAAGGUGCCCCCUUGUCCCACAAGGAGAAGAGAAUGUUGAAAAAAUUGAUGAAGAAAAGAGCUGCUGAAACUAAGGCCAAGAAGGCUGAUAGCGAAGCUGAAGAUGACGACGAGGAGGAGGAACAAGAAUUGGAUCUUGAGAAGCUAGCUGCAUCUGAGAGCGAGAGUGAACUCGAAAGUGAAGACGAUGAUGAAGAUGACGACGAGGAAGAAGAGGAAGAAGCUGAGGAAGAGGAAGACCCAGAGGCCGAGGAGGCCGAGGACGUUCCUUUGUCUGAUGUGGAACUUGAUUCCGACACUGAUGUUGUUCCUCAUUCCAAGCUCACAAUCAACAAUAUUGCAGCAUUGAAAGAGUCUCUUGUGAGAAUCAAAUUGCCAUGGGAGAAGCAUUCUUUUAUCGAGCAUCAAUCUGUUGUCAGUGCAGAGAACACUGACGCUGGCAUCAAGGACAUAUAUGACGACACAGAAAGAGAGCUUGCAUUCUACAAGCAGGGUUUGGAUGCCGUGAAGCAAGGCAGGGCCACGCUUUUGAAAUUGAAGGUUCCAUUCUCCCGUCCUCUUGAUUACUUUGCUGAGAUGGUUAAGUCUGAUGAGCACAUGGACAAGUUGAAGAACAAGUUGUUGAAGGAGGCUGCUGACAAGAAGGCAUCUGAGGACGCCAAGAAGCAGAGGAAGUUGAAGAAGUUUGGUAAGCAGGUGCAGCAUGAGACUUUGCAACAGAGAGCCAAACAAAAGAGAGAGACUCUUGACAAGAUCAAGUCUUUGAAGAAGAAGAGAAGCGCACACGAGCUUGAAGACGACAACGAAUUUCAGAUUGCAUUGGAAGAGGCCACUGCUGAUGACAGACCUACCAAGAGGAACAAGCCUAAUGGUAAGCGUUUGGCGAAGGACUCUAAGUACGGUUUCGGUGGUAAGAAGAGAGGUCUGAGGAAGAAUGACGCUGACUCGUCUGCUGACAUAUACAACCUUGGUAAGAAAGGCAAGGGUAAGGGCUCGAGGCCCGGUAAAAGCAAGCGUAACAGAGCGCACUAG
This is a messenger RNA of Candidozyma pseudohaemuli, 1197 nucleotides long. RefSeq lists its product as uncharacterized. NCBI's taxonomy places the organism in Eukaryota, Fungi, Ascomycota, Pichiomycetes, Serinales, Metschnikowiaceae. Gene Ontology annotation, cellular component: preribosome, large subunit precursor; nucleolus; nuclear periphery. The transcript has a single exon. Gene Ontology annotation, biological process: rRNA processing; ribosomal large subunit biogenesis. The record is from RefSeq and is a predicted model, not a curated record. Bases 1 to 1197 code for a protein of 398 amino acids.